AGAUAAUUCCUUUGUUUCAGAGAAUCUGCAUAAAACAAUCCAAUACACUAUGAGCUGGUACUCACAUCAGCUUCCCUGAGCAAAACUUCAUAAUCAACGACAAGAAACGCGAGCUCAGAGGAAAAAGGAGUAGCAGUUCUUUUCCGAUGAUAGGUAGAAGAAAUGGGAACCUUUCGCGGAACAAGAAUGGCAAAGCAUGUGAUUCUAGGAAUGCUUGCGUUGAGCUUCACAGGAGUUUCCAGCUCCGAAGCAGGACGAAUUUUAACAGGAUCGAACAUGACCUCAGUAGGGACGACAUAUAUGAAAGAAACCGUUAGAGCAGACCCUUUAAAUUUAUUGAAGAAAUACAGAGGAGGAUAUAACGUUACAAAUGACCAUUACUGGAGUUCAACGGCAUUUACAGGCAUACCCGGGUAUGCUGUUGCACUAAUAUGGCUCCUAUGCGGUCUAGGAUAUGGAAUUCUUCUUUUAGUAAGAACUGAUUGCUUCAAAACGAGCAGAAAGCGCAAGAACAAAUCAUCGUGUUAUGAGCAGUACCAUUUACAACCUAUUAUAUUGGCUAGUUUCUGUACGCUCCUUGCAGUAGCGGCCUCUGGCUUGGCUUUUGGAGGUAAUUCAAAGUCCCAUUCCAGAGCAAAGAUAGUGGUAGAAAUUCUUCUUGACACAGCAGAUGGCGCAUCUGACACAAUAUUCAAAAUAACUGGAGCCAUGAAGGAAAUAAGCCAGAAUUUGCAACAACAAAUGGAUGAAAAGAACAAGCAAUUAAUGAAUUCAACAACCAUCAAGCUCGAAACUCAGGGUUCUGCUAUAAAAACACAUGCUUCCAAGAACAGGGACUUAAUACAAAAGGGCCUGAAAACAUCAUACGCAAUGACAACAGUGACGAUAACACUUACACUACUUGUCGUAAUCUCUCUCUUAGCUCUUGGAGUUUCAAGCUUUCAGAGGCCCUUUCAAGUAUUAAUAGCAGUUAGCUGGAUGUUAACUUUCUUCUGUUGGUUGCUUUUUGGGAUAAGCUUCUUCCUACAAACCUUGAUGGGAGACACAUGCAGAGCACUUGAAGGCUUCCAGAGGAAUCCUUAUAACAACAGCUUGAGUCCCAUUCUACCCUGUGAACAGUUGAUUUCUGCAAAACCAAUGCUUAAUAAUGUUACUGCAGGGAUACACAACUUAGUGAAUAAGGUUAACGAAAAUAUAUCUAUAUCAUAUGGAGGAAUUAUUCAGAUUUGCAAUCCUUUCUCCCCAACACCUGCACAUGACUACCAGCCAUGGAACUGUCCAAACACAUCUGUGCGAAUAGGAGAUAUUCCUAAGGUUAUAAAACAGAUAGCCUGUCCUGAUACCCAGACCACAUGUAAUGGAGGAAUUCUGGUUCCUGCAGAUUACUACAACGCAAUAGGAGCAUACUGCACUUCUAUACAAAUUUUACUCGAUCAAUUUCCUAGCAUAGAAGGCCUUGUUGAGUGUCGGCCAGUCAAGGAUGCCUUGUCCGAAAUUCUUAACAAACAUUGCAAGCCACUAAGGAGAUACAUACGAUUGCUAUGGUCAGCAUUGUUGUUCCUGUCAGUGGUGCUAGUGAUCUUGGUUCCCAUUUGGACAAUCAAAGAACACCACGACCAAACUCAUCACUCAUCGGGUGGAUCAAUCAACCCUCAUAACGGUGGUACCAUAGAAAGUGGAGCAACAAAUCAUACAGGUGAUGACUCAGAAGAUGGUCCAGAACAAUAAGUAGAAAUCAAAGAAAACUAUAGGAGAUGCUAACAACCUAAUGACUGUACACAUAGAGAAACCCCUUGUAUGGCAAGUUGUAAAAAUUUCCCCUGCCGAUGAAAUAUAACUGUUUGGAUCAUGUGAAUGACAAUGUAUCGGAGAGAUAGAUAGAAAAUUUCACAGCAGCUAUAUAGGCACUAACACUCUGUAGCACAUAGUAGGACUUUUGACUUAUGUAGGAAUUUCAAUUAAAAUAGUUAAAUUAAUUUGUUCUCA
This is a messenger RNA of Salvia splendens (bonfire salvia), 1986 nucleotides long. RefSeq lists its product as uncharacterized. Gene Ontology annotation, cellular component: membrane. The transcript has 12 exons. Bases 163 to 1728 code for a protein of 521 amino acids. The record is from RefSeq and is a predicted model, not a curated record. NCBI's taxonomy places the organism in Eukaryota, Viridiplantae, Streptophyta, Magnoliopsida, Lamiales, Lamiaceae.